AUGGUCACGGCAGACGCUACAACGGCAGAUGUCUGGGCGGUGGAAGAGGAGGAGGAGGAGGAGGAGGAGGAGGAGGAGGAGGAGGAUGGUAGUGGUGGUUGGUGAGGGCAGUCAACAUUGGUUGGCAGCGCAGGAUUCGAGGAAGGGGUGGACAGAGAGACGACGGUUGAUGAAGUCUGGGUGCUGAAGUUGGUCCGGAGGUGUCCAACAAGUCCAAUUGGCUAUCGAAAUGUCCGUUGACAUCGUGGACACGUUGGAGGUGAUUGGGUGUUGGCGUUGUGAGGCGGCAGCAGCAGUUGAGAUUUGCGUGUCUCGCGUUUGGCUUUGGCAACGGUGAUGCGGUGGGAUUUGAAGAUUGCUGCGCCUGUUUUCAUUGUUCUCCGCGCAAGUCGGUCCCGGGAGAGGUCUUCCCAGUUUUCCGGGUUGAUCUGCAGGCGCUUAAUGGAGGUUUUAAGAGUAUCCUGUAGCGCCGGACUUGACCUUCUUUUCGACAUGCAUCCGUCGCGACGUCUCCAUAAAAAGUCGUUUGAGUGGCCUCUCGUCGUCCAUCCGUACAAGGUGGCCACUCCAGCGUAAUUGCAGUUGUCUCAGAAUACCGUAUAUGAUGAGGAUUCCCGUCCUUUACAGUACGUCUGUGUCUGGGAUCCGGUAAUGCCACCUCAGCUUCAGUAUUCGAGGAAGACGACUGAAGUGCAGGCGGUUGAGUCUACGUGCCUGCUUCAUGUACACCGUCCAGGUCUCUGCCCCGUACAACGUCGGUAGGAUGACGGUCUUGUACAUCUUCAGUUUCGUGUUGAAUUGAGGACCGUGACAAUUCCAAACUGUGUUUUGACGAUGACCGAAGGCUUAACUGGCCUUGAAAAUCCGGUGGGCCACUUCAUCGUCGAUUUUGGUGCUGCGCGAGAGGUUGCUGCCCAGGUACGUGAAGUUGUCCACCACUUGCAGGUGGGUUCCAUUGACGUUACGGCGCACUGUGGGCAGUAUUGGGUGGCGGUUGGUGUACGACCACCACCUUCUCCGUGUUAAUGAUCAGGCCCUUGGAUAUCAUCGGACUUGCGAGUUGUCCAAGCGUCCUGCACCUCCCAAAGGCGCUGUUGCACAAGUUGGAGACUGCGGUAGAGGGCUGCCUUCUUGUCGUCGGUGGGGCGGUUGACGUAGGCUUUGUACAGUCGGUUUUUCUGGACGAGGAGGUUGUUGAUGGCGGCGUCGUUGUCGCCGAAUCAGUCCUGAUGUUGGCGACGUGCGCGACCGACGACUGCCAGGGUUGUUGA
Molecule: messenger RNA, 1271 nt
Organism: Spirometra erinaceieuropaei
Lineage: Eukaryota; Metazoa; Platyhelminthes; Cestoda; Diphyllobothriidea; Diphyllobothriidae
Source: the annotation of a GenBank genome assembly